CUCUCUCUCUCUCUCAGUGUGUGUUUGUGUGUGUGUGAGUGAGUGUGUGUUUGUCUGUGUGUGCGUGUGUAUAAAAGCGUCUCUCUCCAUGCUUUCAGUUCACCCUCAGUUCUCCAUUGCAUUGCAGAGACGACGGACUCAAGUCUGUGGAGAGGGGAGGGAGACAUGACCAGAGGAGAUUCCUGAGAGAUGUUUCUGUGACCUUCCCUCUCUUCCUUCUUUCUUUCUUUCAUUAUUCCUUUCACAAUGUGUUUUGGCUCUCUUUCCUUAUCUCCUCCUUCAUCUUCUUAAGAAUUCUUCUGCUCUGCUUGGACGGUGGCUUCAUCGAUGCAAAAUGGGUUGUGGCAAUUCCUCAGUUACCGGCGGCACAGGAGAGGGGCCAGCAGAAGCCUCCAAAGAAGAGACAGAAGAUCCUCCGGUAGACGAUGAGAAAAGAAGGAACUAUGGUGGUGUGUACGUGGGUAUACCAGCAGACAUGACCACUGUGGCUACUAGUCAGUCCAAGUCCACACAUUCAGACUAGCAGCGGCUAGAGGAAAGUCACCAUGGGUACACGGCUUGCUCAGCUCUGCGUCGUGUGAUGCAAACGACUUCAUUCUAUGUCUCAGCAGGAUCCUGCAAAUUCAUUCACCUAGAGUUACUGACGUUAUAAUCAGGGAGCAUGGUAAGUGCUCUGAAUCACCACACACUGGCAAAAACUCUCAGGCUUUAACACUCUUCAUUGAACGAGGACGCCGCCUCAUGGAGUCAUGUGACGCACAGCGGAGGUCUGCACACGGCAUCCCUCAUCAUCACCCUUCACUUUGCAAAAAAAAGAAAAAAGAUGAGCAUCAGAGUAGAAAAAAGCGCCCACCCUAGGACUGGCAGCUGUGGUCAGCUGUGGGCGGCUGUGGGCGGCGGCAGCAGCGGGCAUUGCGACGGCCAUCUUGGCUCCGUGGUUGCAGCGCUGGAACGUUGUCUUUCUUUCUCAGGAUAAGACAGGGGGAACACAGCCAGCUCACUCACGUGAUGAACUGCCAGGGAGUUGCUCACAUUCCCUGUUGCCCUCUGCAAUAAUAAUCACUGCUCAGUUAUUUCUCUAAAACACCAUCAAUGAUUCAUUGUGUGACGGAGACAGAGACAGAGAGAACCCUGAGUUUCACAGACAGCAGACACUUCCCUGAUAAUGAGUCACAGAACCUUGCAUUGCAUAAAUUACUGAUAUCUGUUGACACUGGGCUAAGCUCUCAUAACAGCAGUGGGAUUAGUCUAAGGUGUUUUUAAUAGACUCCCCUGCACCUAACUAUCCUUAGUGUAUCAGCCAGGUCAUACCUUUUUGUGCCCCAGACUGAUGAUGUAACAUCAGCAUAUGAUUCAUAGAUGAGUUCUCUCUCUCUCUCGAACCCAGAGUAUGAAUGGAAGCAGACAUUAUACCACUCCCCCCUUGUCUUGGUUUAUUGCAUUGCUUUGUAACACAUGCAAUGAUUUUAUUUCUUUUUGUAAACAUGAUGUAUAUCAAACUUAAUUGUGAAUGUUGUUUUACUGCGUGUAUUUUUUUUAAUGAUGAGAACAACUGCUUGAGAAUCAGUAAAAAGUGCAUUUGUUUGGCUCUAUUUUCAGCUGUGGAGUAUUUAAAGCAGGAUGGUGUAUGUGGGUCUGGCAGCAAAUGACAGUGCCCAGGACAUGUCACGCACAAAAUUAUCCGACUAAAUAAUUUGAAAGUAUUCGUACAACUAUGGAGAAAUUAGAUACGUCAUGCUUUUAACACAACACUUGUUUGAAGGAUUAAUUAAUCGUUAGUUUUGGAUAUUUAAUGGAAUUUGAUGACAAUAUAUGGAAUGUAUAGAAUUAUACUAGCCCCAAUCCUCUAAUAGCACAUUAUAGUGUCUCACACACACACACACACACACACACACACACACACACACACACACACACACACACACACACACACACACACACACACACACACUCCAUACAUUACUGGAAGGGUAUUUAGGGCCAAGGUCAUUCGUCAGCCAGGCUCUUGUCUGUUCUCUACUCUAAUGAUUGUAUCCCCUCCACUCACCAGGAGCCUGGAGGAGUGUGAAAAUAAGCCGCCUUCCAUCAAUUGAGAUUCAAGAGAUGCUCCAACAAAUGUGUGUAGCCUUGACUCCCUUGAAAGCUACUCUUGCCCUGGCACCCUGAGGAAAAUUCAGUUAGGAGGUCGCCCAGCCUGAUCCAUGAGCCAUGUAAAGCAUUUUCAAAUAUAAAAUACUAUUUAGCCUGUGGCUUGGCUGAAUAGUUGAAUGUUAUUAUUUACUGAGAGAUGUGAAUCCAUAUAACCAUAGACUGUAUUUAAGAUAAACAUCCCCGACUGAGAUGCCAGAGGAUAAUUGUUAAAUUUUUUAAUGAUAAGGAGUGCCAUUAGGACCUUAUGUUGUCUGGACCGGUCCCCACAGACAUUGCUGCUGGGAAGAGACGCAGCCCUGGAAGUGGCUGACAAGCAAAACACAGGCCGAGAGCCCAGGAGAGGUGGCCUGCUGCCCCGCUUGGUUACUGAGACAGAGAGAGACGCACCAUCGAUGUUAUUUGUUGACAGCAAACUUAUAGAGGAGAGGGCACACAAUUAUCUGAUUGCAGUUCGAGCAAUUCACCCUUGUGGUGUAUAUUUAUUUCUCUUCUCUUUUUGUGACCAAGGAUAAUUCUGCUUCAUACUCUUAUUGACUGGCACCUGUUUUGACAGGAGGGGGCAGCAGGGUCGUUGUGUAACUUAUUGGGUCCUACCCUACCCCCUUAUAAGUCUAUGUGGACGUCUGUGUUUACUGUUUAUGUGUGUUUUCGCGAAGAUGCAGCUCAGAAUGGAAGACACCCAUUUGCAGCCGAGCUUUCGGAUUUCAGUGUCUUACCACUGUAAGCCAUUUGUCGUCAUUGCUGCAGGGUUCACCUGUCUAGAGUUUAAAUACACCACAGAUACAAAGAGCUGUUUUAUGUACUGUGUAACUUGUACGUUAUAUAUUUCUAUACUCUAUUUCUACCCUUUUCUUUGAUUUCUACAUUUUCUUUCGCAUCAGUCCCUUUACCAGAGGCUGCUGGCUUGUACACAGUGUCUCCCUGUCUGUCUCUCCCUCUUUCUAUCAGCCCCUCUUUGCCCUUUAUGGUUGUCCCUCCUAUGGUUGGUCCCUCCUAUGGUUGUCCCUCCUAUGGUUGUCCCUCCUGAAUAUGAUGAGGAGGGACAACCUCCUCAUCAUAGGAGGUUGUCCCAACAUUUAACAGUUUAAUUGCCUUUCUAACAAACCAGAUACAUCAUGAGCAGGCAGAUGCUUUGUCCUUGGACUGACCCAGGCUUGCUAUAUCCAGUCUUCAAGCUAAGCUAUACUAACUGUCAGCUGAUCAUACCUGGAUGUUUACUGUAUCGAUAUAACAUCUUCUCAUCUAACAUCGAACUAAAUCACAACUGAGCACAUAAUGUCUCUAAACUAUGUCUCUAAUGUCCACUGAUGCGGAAAUUAACGCAAACAACUUGUUGUCAAUGCAGCUAUGAAUUGUUUAAGAUGAAUGCACUGAAGAGGAUGUGUGUGUGUGUGUGUGUGUGUGUGUGUGUGUGUGUGAUAUAUAAUGUGGUGAGCUGCUAGGGGAUGGCUUUCAGCAGACACAGUUUACUGAUGCAUCGAGGAGAGAAGAGAAGGACGGCGUGUGAUGCCACCCUGUGAAGGGUCUCCUCUCCAGGGCAUAAUAACACCCAAAAUAUCCAGUCAUCCCCGAAUAGAUGUUCAAUCACCAUAUCCAUCAAUGAUGCUGAUAUGUACAGCUUGUCUGUGAUCGUCUGAUUCAAUUAUUUAUGAUUAAACACUUUUAUAUCGUC
Molecule: messenger RNA, 3823 nt
Organism: Pleuronectes platessa (European plaice)
Lineage: Eukaryota; Metazoa; Chordata; Actinopteri; Pleuronectiformes; Pleuronectidae
Product: overexpressed in colon carcinoma 1 protein homolog
Exons: 5
Coding region: 335-523 (62 amino acids)
Source: RefSeq, a predicted model, not a curated record